Daldinia loculata is the source of this 1421-nucleotide messenger RNA. RefSeq lists its product as uncharacterized. Bases 357 to 1205 code for a protein of 282 amino acids. Gene Ontology annotation, cellular component: endosome; trans-Golgi network. The record is from RefSeq and is a predicted model, not a curated record. The transcript has 3 exons. Lineage: Eukaryota; Fungi; Ascomycota; Sordariomycetes; Xylariales; Hypoxylaceae. Gene Ontology annotation, biological process: retrograde transport, endosome to Golgi; phospholipid translocation.
GUACGUCAAUCUUAGGUAAAAUUCAGGGGUUAUUUAGACUUACCCUCAAGAGUAUGUUUAUUAGGCAUUAUCCAAAAAUUAUGACCAGCUGUUUGAAAAGCUCCACAACAUAAGUCGCGAUUUACUCUAAGUACCUAAGGUAUUAUCGUGUACAUUAGCUUCAUUCCGCCGAAGAUAACCAAUACUCUUCGGAUGAAAAUUCGAGUUCCGACCCACGCCGAACAUCCCUCGACUCAAACCCGCUUUGCCAUGCAAUUUUAGUGUUCGCCAAUGUGUUCCACGAAGAGUUCUACGUAGGAUUAGGACAACCGCGCGACCUUCCGCUCUGUCCGGUGCUACUCGAUAAAGCAUCAAAAAUGUACUUCCUCACGACGUUGGCUGCCUAUGCCGCCCCAACGUUCCUGAUAUUGUCGCCUAUUUUGUCAUACUCCGAUCAGGCAAUCUCUAUGCAUAAGAACAGAUCAAGUGCAGGUUUCUCACUGGAUAUUCCUCUGAUCAUGCUUGUCGCAUCAAUAUUCAGGAUCUUUUAUUAUCCGGGUGCGAGAUUCGAUGUAGCGUUGCUGAUCCAGUCAUUCUGCAAUAUCUUCAUCCAACUUAUCCUGCUAAAGAUUGCUCUCGAUCACCGUCCGCCGCCGUCGUCAAAAGGAGGUGAUGCCGCCCUUCCUUUCGCAGGCGCACAGGAUGGAUUCGGGGGAUUUCAGCGACCUUACAAUUUUUGGCAAUGGCGGUCACCGAAACCCUAUUGGCAAUUUCUAUUGUCGUUGUUUAUCAGCUUGACUGUACUCGAGCUGUUAUUAGCACCAUUCAAUUCGGUCUACUCUGGAUAUUCGGAUUUGAUAGGAUAUAUCGGCUUGUCAGUCGAGGCGACGCUGCCGAUUCCGCAGCUCGUUGCUAACGCACGCUCGCGAUCUUGCAAAGGCUUUCGUUUUUCCGUAUUAGCAAGUUGGUUGGUUGGAGAUGCCAUGAAGAUGUUUUGGUUCUUUACGUCUACCACUUCAAUUCCAGUGGCGUUUAAGCUCUGUGGAAUCUUCCAGGCUGUCUGCGACUCCCUCAUCGGCGUCCAGUACUUGAUGUAUGGCGACCAGCAACCUGCGAUAAAACCGCAGCAGGGAUGGACAUAUUCCGGUGUAAAGCCGCAUCUACAUGUAACUGGGAGAGAAACGCCGACAGGGAGAAGGACACCCCUUGGGGAGAAGACAAUCUGAAUAAUGACUAUAAUACUAUUAAAACGGGUGUGGCCUGGUAUGCCUGUGACUGUAUAUAUGGCAUAUGACCGUAGUUGCAGUAAUAAGUGUGGUAGUACGAUCGAAUCUUGAAGUCAAAAACAUGGAACUUCACCGUAAGGCUACUAGAUUUUCUUUCUUGAAAAGUGAUGAAACUACAGCCGUAGUUACUAAAACAAUUACAUGUAAGAAUUGGGG